This is a messenger RNA of Zophobas morio, 2327 nucleotides long. RefSeq lists its product as uncharacterized. The record is from RefSeq and is a predicted model, not a curated record. The coding region runs from base 56 to 1222 and encodes 388 amino acids. Gene Ontology annotation, molecular function: odorant binding; olfactory receptor activity. Gene Ontology annotation, cellular component: plasma membrane. The transcript is spliced from 7 exons. Gene Ontology annotation, biological process: sensory perception of smell; detection of chemical stimulus involved in sensory perception of smell. NCBI's taxonomy places the organism in Eukaryota, Metazoa, Arthropoda, Insecta, Coleoptera, Tenebrionidae.
UUUCACCAGAUCGUUGGUCGAAUCAAGUCAGCACAGUACCAGACAACGUGAAUAAAUGUUCAAAUUUAACGAAAAACCAAAAUACAGAGCUCACGAAGAUACUUUCAUCCUACUACGAAAAUUAUUUUAUGAAUAUGGGCACACAAGAAUUUACAAAAUUUUGAACAAAUAUAACAUAUACCUCCAUCUUUGUGUCCACUUCUUUCAGUUUUAUUACAUAUAUCGACAUCCACAUACAGAUAUGCUUAAAUAUAGCUCCACGUGGAUAAUUAUGACUUUUGUGCUAACGUCCAUGAUCUUGUCCAUAGUUUUGGACAAACGUAUCAACAAAGUCUACGAAGCAAUGGAAUCUAAACUUUGGUCAAUCCAUAGUGUCAACGCCCACGUUUCAAAAAAAAUUAAAAACAAAUCAAAAAAAUUUAACUACUUGUUCACUUACACACUCCUCGUUGUUGCAGGCGCUCUAGGAGUUGUCCACCUGGCAAUAUGGGGAAGUCUCGACGAUAUGUACUUAAGUGUUUUGACUUUCAAAGCUUUUUUUGGCUCAUGGUCUACAGUUAUUGAACAUUUUUACUUCUGCACUUUUUUGUUUGCAGCCUACUCAAGCAUUAGGCUGCCGUUUUUAUUGCUGUACUCGCUAUUGCAUCUAGAAAUUCAAUUUUUUCUCCUCAAUGGACACAUUCUGUGUAUUUCGCGUAACGUCAAGGUAGAAAAUAUGCACGACUGGGUUAUCCAAAAAGACAUAGAAAGGAAAAUUAUUUUUUGCAUCAAGCAGCAUAUAGCUUUAAGAAGAAUUAUCAUACAACUGUUCGAUAUAAUCAAAAUAACAAUGCCAAUUUUUCUUUUUUUGGCUUGUUUGGGUUGCGUUGCUCUCAUGGUUCUUAUUCUCGUGCAUUUGCAAUCUCUCCACGCCAUCUCCUUAGUUCGCUUAUUUUUUAUAGUUUGCGCAAAUUUGUUGAUUACAUGGACAGUAUGUGAAGCUGGUCAAAGAAUCAUUGAUGAAACUGGCGCUACUUUCGACUCAUUAGUAAAAUGCCCUUGGUACAGCUGGAAUACCAAAAAUCGUCGCCUUUUGGUAAUAUUUAUGUUAAAUUCUAGAAAACCUGUUAGUUUUUAUCUGGCUGGAAUUACCGUGGAUUAUACACUAACUGUCAAGAUAUAUCGGAUUUCUUUCAGUAAUGCGUUGGUUUUCUAUAACCUCAACCAAAGUUCUUUAUUUUAAUUCGCUAUGUGUUGCUGCUGCAUAAAUAUACGUAUAUUUAUUAUCAUCUUUUUUUAAAUUGAUUGCAUAUUUUCUUUUAAACCAUAAUCUCGGUCGGGACAAGCGUACGUACAGUUUUAAGCAAUAUAUUUUUUUACGAAUAGGUACUCCGUCCAGAGCAAGUUUGUUUAUAGACGACAGGAUUUUUUAGUUAGUACCUGCUUAGACAAGACUAAUUUUGGCAAAUGAUACUUUUUAAGAAAAUAGGCUUCUGGCGGCACAAUAAUACGUAGUAGUAAGCGAGGAAAGAUAAGCUCCUCCGUAGUCUAGUGGUAAGGGCACCCACCCGGCAAGCGGUAAACGUGCGGUUGGAUUUCCACCGGAGAAGCAACAUUUUUCUUCGCUUACCUACAGGCCAAUACUUGCUAAGAUAAGAUUGAACAAUAUUAAGAGUAGUCACUAGAAUGAAGAAAAGGGGCAUGGGUGGGACUAUUUCUUGCUUAUCGAAGGACUCCGCAAGAGAAAGUUUAACUUAUUCUUACUCUUUCAUUCACUGUAAUUUCAUAUAAGAAUAUAUUUGAAACUCGUUCAAAACUGCCACAGAGUUAUUCAAAGUUGGGUUUUAUUAGAUACAAAAUGUGCGUGGUAACUAACUACGAGUACACAUUUUUAACAUUUCGGCUGCCAGUUCUGUUUUUCUUUUUUGCUUAAAUUGCACAUCAUGGCUUAUUUCUAGAUAAUCCAACACAUUUAAUAUAACUUGUUUUGUAUGACGACUAAUCGUUUCAUUGUUCAGAAUUAAGUAGAGUAGUAAAACGUUAAAUAUGACAUAAAAUUUCUAUGAAAGUGCAUAAUAUAGAAAGAGUAAAAGUUUUACCCUGGGUAUUUCCACCACUAUAAUAUUUGUAGCAAAUGUCAUAAACCCCUUAGCGGGAAGAUGUUGUAGGGUUAUAUACUUUUAACACAAAAAAAAAUGAAAUGUAUAUUACUUGUAUAAAUUAAGAUAUUUGUAUAUGUAUAUAACAAUUGCAAUUAAACAUAAAGGUAUUUCAGUUGUAGGAACCUUAUUCUUGUACAAUACUCAUCAAAAACAAAAAAUAUACGUUGUAUGUGGACUGGUUUCAUU